Messenger RNA from Dovyalis caffra, 204 nucleotides. NCBI's taxonomy places the organism in Eukaryota, Viridiplantae, Streptophyta, Magnoliopsida, Malpighiales, Salicaceae. The record is from the annotation of a GenBank genome assembly.
AUGGGAGCCAUGCAAAUAUUUGAUGUCCGAGACAAGUUGAUUAAAAAACAAGGGGCAGGAUCUUCAUGCCCGUAUUGCGGAGGGCCAGUGAUGGCAAUGGAUUAUGAUUCCCAUUUGUUCUUUUGUUUCAUCCCAAUCUCCCACAAAAACAAGAGGAAAUUCUCCUGCGUUGUUUGCUCCAGACGACUGGUUUCUGCUGAAUGA